AUGGAGGGCGACGCAGCCUCCCAGGGCCUGCCCCAAUUGGCGGGGAGCGCCCGUCGCUCAGCUACCGCGGGGCAGGCGCGCCGUGCAGGGGAAGUGAAAGUUGGAGCGCCUGGGCCGAGGGGAGCCAAAGCGCGAGAGCGGGCGGCGGGUGGGGUUCCAGCGGAGGAGAGCGGCGUCCCCGUCAGGCGGUGAGUCCGGAGCCGGGGCUCGGCGGCAGGGAGCCCCAGCGCAGCCCUUCUCCUCUCCCGUGGCCUGCACAGGGGGGAAGAGGGAUUGGGGGGGGCGGGGAGAGCCGGCGUCUCCGCUCUCCCGACUGUCUGCUUCGCUCCUUCCGUGGGUCUUCCGACGAAAAGGCUCGUUUUUGCCUUGAACGAGCAGCAGUUCGACAGGUGUUGCUUUCCUUGCCGUGGAGGUGUUGUGCUGCAUUUUUGCCUGUAGGGCAGCUGCUAAGGUGGCAACCUCCUAUUUAUUUAUUUAUUGUUAUUGUUAUUACAUUUAUAGCCCACCUGUCCUCCAAGGAGCUCGUGGUCUCCCUCUCUCCAUCUUCACCUCACAACAGCCCUGCGAGGUGGGUUAGGCUGGGAGAUAGUGACUGGCCCAAGGUGGCUGAAUGAAGGUUUGGACCCUGGUCUCCUGCGCCCUUGUCUGACAUACUAAGCUGGGGUAGCUUACAGCAGUGUUUUUCAACCACUGUUCCACGGCACACUAGUGUGCCGCGAGAUGUUGCCUGGUGUGCCGUGGGAAAAAUUGAAAAAUUCGAAAUUGAAAAAUUUUCGCCCACUAGGCGGGCGCCGGACUGUGUCCACCCUAUUUUCCAUCCAUCCUGGGUGGGGAUCAGAUCGGAUGGGAUCGGAUGAGAGUGGACAGGCGGUCCACUCUCAUCCGAUUCCCCAUAGAGAGCAGCGGGGCUCUGACAUCUCCCUCUCCGCACACAGUGCGGAGACGGAGCUGUCAUCCGCCGGCUCAGCGAGGAUCAGCGGAUCGAUCCCCGCUGAGCAGAGAACAGUCCGCAACGUUUUUGUUUGCCAUUAAAGAAAAAAAUAUUAAACCAUGCUUGAAUGUCGGAACUGGUUACUAAAAUUUUUGAAUCCCACCACUGAUGUUAAGUGUUUGUGUUUAUUUGAUUUGUGUUUAUUUGAUUCCUAUUCAAGAGAAUUACUUUAUAUAUAGUCAAUAUAGGCACAGAGUUAAAUUUUUUAACAUUUUCUAAUGGUGGUGUGCCUCGUGAUUUUUUUCAUGAAACAAGUGUGCCUUUGCCCAAAAAAGGUUGAAAAACACUGGCUUACAGCUUCCUUCAUCUCUGACCUUUGGCCAAGUUGGCUAGGGCUGGUGGGACCAACAAUGUAUGGAGGGCACCCUUUCUAAGCACUACACUGCCUUUGCGUGUAGGCCAGUGGUUCCCACUAAUAAUUCUUCUUAUUCAAAAAGUGAACUCCUGUUCAGGUGGAGGAAGUCUAAAAGGCCAUUAACUUGGUCUAACUCAUUCUCGAAUUGCCCCCCUUAAAAAUCAAAUUGCCCCCCUGUGGGGUGUGUGCCCCCAUGUUGGGAACCAUGGGAAUAGGCAGAAAUGCAUCUGGUGCUGCUUUUCUCCUUGGCACAUCUGAAUUUGUAGAGGUCGUCCUAAAACUCUUUUAUUACUGCUGUUAAAGGCCUAAAACAGGCAUCCCCAAACUCGGCCCUCCAGAUGUUUAGGGACUACAACUCCCACCAUCCCUAGCUAACACGACCAGUGAACAGGGAUGAUGGGAACUGUAGUCCCAAAACAUCUGGAGGGCCGAGUUUUGGGGAGCCCAGCCUAAAAGGACAGCUGUUUGUUUCUGUACCUGCCACAUUUUAGCGUGAGUGUGCAACAGAACCAUGCACACAGCUGGCUUGUUUGCAUGUGUUGCAACCGCAGAGUUUUGUGAACGUGCAGGAGAGGUUCGGACCUUGGAGUCUGGGGGUUUGUGGCAGGUAGAGUGAGGAAUGUAUCUUGUGUCUGUGCAGGAAAUGGCCCAUAGGAGCGGGGAGCAGAGCCUCCGGGAAGAGCUGA
Podarcis lilfordi (Lilford's wall lizard) is the source of this 2032-nucleotide messenger RNA. NCBI's taxonomy places the organism in Eukaryota, Metazoa, Chordata, Lepidosauria, Squamata, Lacertidae. The record is from the annotation of a GenBank genome assembly.